AUGGGCGUUCAUGGCCUCACCACCUAUCUGCGAGAGAAUCAGCGAAUUCUCGCCAAAGCCAUCGAAUUUCCCUCGAGCUCGACCGAUGUGACUUCUAUCGUGGUCGAUGGUUGGUCGUUCAUCUAUGAGCUUUAUGAAGAAUCUAAGUUACCUUGGGUGUAUGGUGGCGAGUACAAAGCGUUCUCUGCAUGCGUUGAAGGUGUCGUGAAAGCAUGGAUGGCUGUGGGACUCAGGGUAUAUUUUGUCUUUGACGGUUCUGCCCCAGAGCUGAAGAUUCCAACCCUCAUCAGCCGCCUCAACCACUCGAUCGUUGAAAGGAGCCUUCUGUUCUUCAGAACUUCCGAGACAUCACGCUCAACUCCCCGUUUUCUGCAUGAAACGCGGAUGAUUCCACCACUUGCAUAUCAUGCAUGUCUGCAUGCCCUUCAUGAAGUCGCUUCAUCAGCAGAUACUCUACAAGUGCAUUUCGCAGAUGAAGAAGGCGAUCCUUAUGCCGUCGAACUCGCCGGCAGGCUCGGGGCAUUUGUUGUCGGCAAUGACUCGGAUUUUGUCAUUCUCAAUUCUGGGAAAUAUGCAGGAUAUAUUCAGCUUGAUGACAUGCUGUGGGCAGUACCCAAAUCCGUGGACGCAGGCUCUGGUGACGAGGACGGCGAGUUCCGCACAGUAAAGAAAGCAAAGACAAAAAAGAAAAGUAUUGCCCAACAAGGGACUCGCAGGGGUCUGAUACCUCCUGAGCAUAGCACGGAUCUCACCCUGUCAGUUUCGGUCUACACACCGACUGCCUUGGCAUCCCAUUUCAAGAUUCCGGUCACCCUGCUACCUUUGUUCGGCGCCCUGGUCGGAAAUGAUUUUUCCAACCAGUCUUCUACACAAAGGAACGUGCAAAGCUUAUUUUUCGAACGACAUCUAACGUUAUCGCAACGCAUUUCCCGUGUCGGAUCCACGUUAAAUGCUAUACUCUCCGCUGCCACUCAGAAACGAAAAGCCAGGCAUCAGGUCGGUUCAGUCAUGGACUUGAUUGACAGAUCUGUGCACGCACUCCUAAUCAGACAACCAAGCACAAUGGCUUCCGGAGAAACCGAUGCCAUCGUUGACAGGAUUGUUAAUGCAACAUUGCAGUACGCAAUUAACAAGUAUGACGGAGAUACAUUUGGGCCGGAUGGUCUUUGGCCGAGCAAAGUGUGUGCACUGCAUCAGGCAGAAACUUGCCGACUGCCGGGACUGUUCUCCCGUAUAUUACUAUCGGCCGAUGAUGAAGCAGCCAACAACAACACAGCGGCGCAUGACACUCAACUACCCCAGCUCCACUCUCUCUACAUCUCCGCGUACCGGUCUGGCCAUUUGCAACCAAAGCUCAUGGAUAUUUUGAAUACUGGGACUUUUUGGCCAAGGUUAUUUUUGGAAAACCCCGACGCGGAGAAUGUAGCGCGGAGUAUCGGCAGACCUAUCCGGGAGUGGAUCUUUGCUAUUUUGGAAGAUGCCGUAGGGCUGCCAGAAGCGCCGGAGGGGAGUAGAAACCCUGAAGUGGGGCAAUUUGACACAACUCAGAUGGACGAAGAAGACGAGGAUGAGCUCAUUGACGUGGUGGAAGAAGACUCCGAAGACGAUGGAGCCGAUCUCCUCGCCCCAUUGCGUGGUGAGCUCCAAAAACUCCGCGUGCCAGAUGAAGGGUUAGAGAUUCCGGCGUCGGCCACAUCUCAAUCCCGGUCUCACCUUCCACUGCGGCCAAAAUGUGUCAUGGAAUACGUUAGGCGAGGAACGCGCGUGGCCCCGGAAAGUGUGACGGUGCCAGAUAUUUCCAGGCUGUUGGUGUCAUCCGCGUUUCGUGGCGAUUACCAAGAAGAUUGGACCCCCCUGCCACUCAGGCCUGCAUUGGAGCGGAUGUCAGUUUUUCUGCAUAUCCUUCAUAGCAGUACUGUUGCUCUCGAAGAAUUACCGAGAGAGCAACUCAUAUGUGCCCUCGUUUUGCGAUGGGUCGUGCGGGUGAUGCAUCUACGGGCAAUAGAAUCUUCAAGUAAGGAACGGGAGAAAGAAAAAUGGACUAGAUCGGAAGCAGGUGCCUUCCUUGCAUUUUACACGUCAGGGAGGCAUAGUCUCGAUUUUUGUGCUAUGCCUGCACUCUCCGGCUCGGAACCGAAUUCUGGAUCUGAAACUACGCCAAUCAACAGCCGUAGCAUUCAGCUCAUGGCCCAGGUGCUUAUGGCAAUCGAGGGCAUACAUCAUUUAUCCCAAGUUCUCUUGGUAUCAGAACGAGUUCCAGUCCAUGUCCAUACCCUAUCAGGCCAGACAUUUCAUAUGUUCCUUGCCCAAAAGGUCUCGAACUAUCGAGACACUCUACCGGCCGGGCUUUGGGAUGCAUGUACGGAGGGAUUAGGUGAUGCCUUUGCAGAAGAGCGUUCAGUCAAAGUCAAAAAAUCGAAGAUCAACGGAAAGUCCAUUGAGCAACCGUCAGUGCAGAAAGCGACGCGUAUUGGGGCAGCAGGUAGCCAGUUCGGGUUAUUGGCUGAUCUUCAAGUUUGA
Molecule: messenger RNA, 2520 nt
Organism: Suillus fuscotomentosus
Lineage: Eukaryota; Fungi; Basidiomycota; Agaricomycetes; Boletales; Suillaceae
Exons: 3
Coding region: 1-2520 (839 amino acids)
Molecular function (GO): hydrolase activity, acting on ester bonds
Source: RefSeq, a predicted model, not a curated record